GCGCCUACACCGUAGUAUUGACGUUUUCCCUGAGAGAUAAAUAUUUUAACCUAACCACACAAGUCGCUAACCCAUCCACGGUUAAAAACCAACUCCCCUCUCUCUCUCUAUCUCCUCUCUCUCUCUCUCUCUCUCUCCUCCUUUUCGUGGGUUUAUAUGUCCGAAGCCGACCCUCCUCUUCAUCCACAGACACAGAGUUGGCCGGAGCUGAAAAAUGAUGAUCAGCGAACGGACUAGAUUCAAUCACACAAUUGAAGUCCCCCAAUGGGACCCACUCGAAGACCACCCUCUGACCGGAAUCUCUUCACCGGUUUUCGUCGCCGGAGUUGACUCCAAUUUCAUCGACUCCUUCGCCGCCAUUCACCGUUUCCUUCCGUCAAACGACUAUGCGGCGGUGGAUUCCGACGAAUUUGAUGUGGCGGCGGCGGUGGACGGGUUUUCCUGCGACCAUUUCCGGAUGUUCGAGUUCAAAAUCCGGAGAUGCGCGCGUGGCCGGUCCCACGAUUGGACAGAGUGUCCCUACGCGCACCCCGGCGAGAAGGCUCGCCGGAGGGAUCCGAGGAAGUAUCACUAUUCCGGCACGGCGUGCCCCGAGUUCCGGAAAGGGAAUUGCAAGAAAGGGGAUUCGUGCGAUCUCGCUCACGGGAUUUUCGAGUGCUGGCUCCACCCGGCUCGGUACCGGACUCAGCCGUGUAAGGACGGACUCGCCUGCCGCCGCCGCGUCUGCUUUUUCGCCCACUCGCCGGAGCAGCUCCGUGUCCUGCCCAGGACUCCGGUUUCGGCCGAUUCCGUUGAUGGGUCGUCUCGAAUUGCACUCGCAUUCGACUCGUAUUUGGCGAAGGCCUCGUUCGUGACGUCGCCCACUUCGAUUCUAUCCACGCCGCCCGAUUCACCUCCGUUGUCGCCGAAUUGCCCCCAAAUCGGCGGCGGGUCGUUUAAUUCGAUGAAUGGGAUCGUUGCUUCUAUGCAUAAGCUACAAAUUGGGAAAUCGAAAUCAAGCCCUCAAUGGGGGGUUCAGAUGGCACAAGGUCUCUGUUCUCCGUCCGGCGGUGGUUGUGGUUUCUACAGCUCGCCGACGACUCCGACGACCGGAAAAUACGAGUUGUGGGGGAAAAACUACGUGGAAGAACCGGCGAUGGAGAGAGUGGAAUCUGGGAGAGACCUUCGAGCCAAAAUGUAUGCGAAACUGAGCAAAGACAACUCGGUGGAGCAGCUGACACCCGAUGUCGGGUGGGUCUCGGAGCUACUAAAGUAAAUAAAAAAGAACAUAUUUUGAUUCGAAAUCGGUGGCCUUUUGGGGUUUCUUUUCUUUAAGUCUGUGAAUACUGAUUUUGGUGGAUUUCUUGAAUUUUCAGCGUGUAAGGGGGGUUUUGAUUAACAGGGGAAAGAAAUUAAGGAGUGCGAUGGUAUCAUCUGUUUUUUUGUGGUUCAGAAUUGAAAAAGGGGAUGAUGUCUGUCUAUAUGUUGUUGUACAUAUGAAACGAUGGGAUUUUUAGGGCUGCAGAAGUAAGUACAUAAGAAGGGUUGUCGGCUGGGGUUUGAUUUAAUUUUUAACUGUAAUCAUAUUUUCGAAUUUUAAGUAAAAAAAUCUCUCUUCUUGAGUUCUUGUUA
Molecule: messenger RNA, 1611 nt
Organism: Momordica charantia (bitter melon)
Lineage: Eukaryota; Viridiplantae; Streptophyta; Magnoliopsida; Cucurbitales; Cucurbitaceae
Product: zinc finger CCCH domain-containing protein 23
Molecular function (GO): metal ion binding
Source: RefSeq, a predicted model, not a curated record